Psilocybe cubensis is the source of this 1026-nucleotide messenger RNA. RefSeq lists its product as uncharacterized. Gene Ontology annotation, molecular function: zinc ion binding; RNA polymerase II transcription regulatory region sequence-specific DNA binding. Gene Ontology annotation, cellular component: nucleus. The record is from RefSeq and is a predicted model, not a curated record. The coding region runs from base 1 to 1026 and encodes 341 amino acids. NCBI's taxonomy places the organism in Eukaryota, Fungi, Basidiomycota, Agaricomycetes, Agaricales, Agrocybaceae. Gene Ontology annotation, biological process: transcription antitermination; DNA-templated transcription; transcription elongation by RNA polymerase I. The transcript has 9 exons.
AUGUCGGAUACUGUGAUAGAACUCAAAAAAGCCGUGAAACAGUUGCAAACCGCUGUUAAUGAUCAGGAGAUAAUAGCAAUCUUGUCUACUCUGAAGCAAAAACAAAUAACAGAAGUGAUUCUAAGGGAGAGCAAGAUUGGAUUGGCGGUCGGUAAACUCAGACAACAUGCUUCGAAACCCGUGGCCGAUCUCGCCAAAGAGAUUGUAAAGCAUUGGAAAACAGCAGUAGAGAAGGCGAAGACCAAACCAGCCGGUUCUGCGAAUGCUGCCGCAGACAAAAAGACAACAAACAGCGCAACAACACCGGUCACACCCUCUGGUAACUCGGCGAAUGCUGCAGUACGCACCGCGAAGGGAGACGGUGUCACUGGGAAAACGGGAGACAAGACAAGAGACAAGUGUGUGGAAAUCAUUUAUGAUGCUCUUGCCAUCGAUGCCACCGCCCCCAUUGAAACUGUAUCCCAGAAAGCUCACGAAAUCGAGAAAUGUGUCUUGAACAACAUGAAGGGCGUCACCCCGGAGUAUAAAGCUAAAAUUCGCUCUCUGUUCGUCAAUCUCAAGGAUAAGAGCAACCCAAGUCUUCGAGCCAGCAUAGUGGAAGGCUCUCUUUCACCAGAGAAGUUUAGCAAGAUGACUAGUCAAGAAAUGGCAUCCGAGGAAAGAAAGGCCGCUGAUGAACAGAUCCAAAAAGACAAUUUCUUCAAAUCUCUGUCGGCCGCAGAGAAGCAGGCAGAGACGGAUGCGUUCCAGUGUUCGAGGUGCAAGCAGCGUAAAUGUGUCUAUCGUCAACAACAAACACGAAGUGCUGAUGAACCAAUGACAACUUUCGUCACGUGCACCGUUUGCCAGAACAAGUAUGUUUACACGCCCAAUUCUACUAAUUUCCAAGUUUUAACGUCAUGUCUAGAUGGAAAUUUUCAUAGGUUCCUCUCGGAUUAUUAUUUAUCUAUUAUAUGCAUUUCUCGUCCACCCUAUGCCAGCAUCCUCUCUACUCUUUUGAAUCCGAAACCCAGCCGCGAUCUCUAG